This is a messenger RNA of Clunio marinus, 183 nucleotides long. Lineage: Eukaryota; Metazoa; Arthropoda; Insecta; Diptera; Chironomidae. The record is from the annotation of a GenBank genome assembly.
AUGCCUAGUGAAACGAGGGCAAGUCAAUCUAAUGAAAUCAUUCAGAUUAAAUUGGAAUUUCCUGCUCUUGAACUUUAUGUUAUUCAAUUUCCAAGCUUUUCUUUCAGUCCUCUUGAGUCGCCCGCGACAAAAAACGAAUCUUGGAGGUUUCAAACGUUAUAUUCAACUGAUAUGAAGCUUUGA